This is a messenger RNA of Saccoglossus kowalevskii, 1837 nucleotides long. RefSeq names its product extracellular tyrosine-protein kinase PKDCC-like. The record is from RefSeq and is a predicted model, not a curated record. NCBI's taxonomy places the organism in Eukaryota, Metazoa, Hemichordata, Enteropneusta, Harrimaniidae. Gene Ontology annotation, biological process: skeletal system development; peptidyl-tyrosine phosphorylation. Gene Ontology annotation, cellular component: extracellular region. Gene Ontology annotation, molecular function: ATP binding; non-membrane spanning protein tyrosine kinase activity.
AUGGCGCGAUGCAAUAUUGGACUACCCUUGCGGGUGUUGGCUCGCCACCGUCGUCUCAUCACUUUCCUGUUCAUGAUGGUCUCAUGGUUUAUGUACGCUGAGAACUAUCUUGUAUGGCCAACGAACAGAUCUAGAUUCUCUAUGCACAGUUCGUUGUUCUCCGUAACGAAAAACGGCGACAGGCACUCACCGAUAAUGGGAUUCGAGACGCGACUAACUAAACAUAUAAGGGAAUUAGAGACAGACUUAAACAACUACCGACACCAAGUCAGUGCUUAUAAAAACUCUGUGGAUCAGUUACACAUGGAUGCUAUGGAACCAAAUAUAAGACGCCUGAUGGACAUCAAACAGUUUAAACUAACGGGAGAGGACACGCUCUCAUCGACGUUUCACAAUGGACAUGACACUGAUACCCACGACGGCUAUUUGGGAUGUUCUCAUAUUUUCAACGCUAGCACCAAAGAACGACUUGGGAUGGGCUAUACAAAAUAUGUGGAAAGAGCGGAAUAUAAUGGCAAUGAAAUUGCCAUAAAAUCUGUAGCGAUGAAUGGACGCGAUGUGAACGAAUGUGUAGCACGAUAUAUGAGCAGCGCCGAUUGUCUAAAGCUAGCCAACUAUAAGCUACUGAAAGAGAUCACUCUAUUCAAUGCGUUGAAACACACAAACGUUUUGAAGGUUCUAGGCUCAUGCCUGGGCGAUGUCGAUAAUCAGGUGAAAGUAAUAACGGAAUUGGGAAAACCGGUGAACAUUAUCAAUCUUCUACAGCUUUCGUGGGAGGAUAGGUUCCGGAUUGCCUUGGGGAUAGCCCGGUUACUUCAUCAUUUAGCUCGCUCUCCCAUGGGCUCAUUGGCUAUUCAUGACUUCAAACUGGCUCAGUUUGUAACUGUUGGCGGCGAGAUCAAACUAGCCGAUAUAGACGAUGUGGACAACGAAGAACCAGUCUGUAUGACAUCGGAAGACUGUGCGAAAGCAGCGACAUCUGCCACUUCAAAGAGCGUACACUUGCCUUGCGUCAAUAUGAGGUGCCAGGCUUUCUCAGAAAAAAUCAAUAUCUACAACAGCUAUCGCUACUUCUUCAGUUAUCUUUUGCCAUUCGAUGUCCCGAGCACCAUUAAGCCAAUCGUUGACCAGAUACUUAAUAACAGCGCAAAUUUCAAUUGGACAGCAGCAAUGUUACAGAGAAAAAUGGAAGAGUGUCUGCUCUUCUACACAAGCGGAGAAUACUUGGCACGGAAUGAGAACGCGGACCAGACAACCGUGUAUCGUGCAAUACCUGGCCAUGAUCUCCCCGGAAAACACGACUACCCUUGUCUAAUAUCACAUUCCGGUAAUGGAUGUACGACAUCAGCGUUUGAUGUGAGAGAAGCGGAAGAGAUAUGUACACGUGACAAGGAAUGCCAAGCAAUUGUGAUGACGUCACGUUUAACCUGGUCUGGUCGUGUUGUUAUUUAUUUAAAAAACAAUUCCACUGAUCCAGAGCCGAACCCAAACACGACACUUUACGUGAGAGUCACGUAAUGACUAAAGAAGCUGGGAAUCGACAAGAGUCGUAGGUGACCAACAUAACCAAAGACAGGAGCUGAAAAAUACUAUUAUAUGGGUUUUCCGCUGUAAUGCAUCCGUGUCAUUAAUAUACAAAUUACGCCAUGAUAAAAUGUCAAAUUCUCUAUGCGAAAGAUGCUACAGACUCUAGUUUAGCAAGCAUAUAUACGAGGCAGAAUUUGAAACACAAACUGGAAAAAAACAAGCUACUCUCUGAUUGGUCCGACUGUUACGACUGGAUAGCCAAUCAGACACAAUCUUGCAAGUAGCUUUGCAAUGAGUGUACAUUUCAAAU